AUGGAUAGAUUCAAACAGCAUUUUGAAAAUCUGGGACAGUCCACCAAUAAGGAAAACGUCCAUAAUUUUGAUCCCAGACUGAUCACCCAUUCAAAUAACGAGGAAAUUAAUACUAGCAUUACAGUAGAGGAGGUUAUGACUGAAAUUAAAAAGUUAAAUAAUAAUAAAGCAGCAGGUGUAGAUUUAAUUAUAAAUGAAUUUCUGAAAAACAGUCGCGAUGAUAUUACAUCCUUUAUUGUACAAUUGUUUAAUAUAGUUUUGGACACUGGUAUCGUUCCUACAUCUUGGACAAUGGGCUGUAUUAAACCAAUUUUCAAGAACACAGGUGACCCUAGUGACCCUACCAACUACAGAGGCAUUACGCUACUAAGUUGUCUAGGCAAAUUAUUUACAGCUGUUAUAAAUGACAGGUUGACAUCUUAUUUGAAUUGUGUGGGUUCCUUGGGUGAAGAGCAAGCACAGGACAAGUUUAUGGUUUAA
Saccoglossus kowalevskii is the source of this 480-nucleotide messenger RNA. RefSeq lists its product as uncharacterized. NCBI's taxonomy places the organism in Eukaryota, Metazoa, Hemichordata, Enteropneusta, Harrimaniidae. The record is from RefSeq and is a predicted model, not a curated record.